Psammomys obesus (fat sand rat) is the source of this 883-nucleotide messenger RNA. RefSeq names its product polyribonucleotide nucleotidyltransferase 1, mitochondrial-like. Lineage: Eukaryota; Metazoa; Chordata; Mammalia; Rodentia; Muridae. Gene Ontology annotation, molecular function: RNA binding; polyribonucleotide nucleotidyltransferase activity; 3'-5'-RNA exonuclease activity. The record is from RefSeq and is a predicted model, not a curated record. Gene Ontology annotation, biological process: mitochondrial RNA 3'-end processing; mitochondrial mRNA catabolic process. Gene Ontology annotation, cellular component: cytosol; mitochondrion.
AGACACUGGAGUAAUGGUAAAACUGUAUCCAAACAUGACUGCUGUGCUACUUCAUAACUCACAACUCGACCAACGAAAGAUUAAACAUCCCACUGCCCUAGGAUUAGAAGUUGGCCAAGAAAUUCAGGUCAAAUAUUUUGGCCGUGAUCCAGCUGAUGGAAGAAUGAGGCUAUCUCGUAAAGUACUUCAAUCUCCAGCUACAACUGUUGUCAAAACUCUAAAUGAUAGAAGUAGCAUUGUAAUGGGAGAGCCUGUUUCACAGUCAUCAUCUAACUCUUCCCCUUGACUCUUUUGAAAUGGUAUUCAAUGGUGAUAUUCUGUGGGACUAUUUUAAUAGUACUAUUUACUGUGUAGAUUUAUGUAUAAUUUAAAUAUAAUUAUUUGUAUUAAAAUGCUCAUUUCAUGUGCCUUUUUUAUUUCAAGAGUAACAUGUAUUUGCUUACUCUUAUUUAGAUUUUAAAUAUUAUUAAAAGCUAUUUUUAUAUCUUAGAAAAGAUUACCUUUUUGUUCCUGUAAUUAUGAACUACUGAUAAAUAGAGCAGUUAUUCUUUCCUAAGGAUCUUUUCUUAUACCUUCCUUUUCUUCAUAUAUAGUAAUGUCCAUUCUCCCAUAGUUCAUCUUAUGGCUCACCUCUGCUCAACAACUGUGCUUGCCUACUACUAUUUUAUACACUGGAACUUGCCAUUUUAAAAGCCAGAACCUAUUUCUUCAGAGCAAGCACACAUUUAACUGGCAUUGAGGGAGCUGGUUUGAUUCAGUUUUUAAUGAUAAGUGUUUCAAGUGGGUCACAAAACAAUAAAUAUAGUGGGAUGAGUCCUAUAAAUGUGAUUCUUGCUGGAGUGAAAUAAUUUCUUAACUACCUAUUAUAAAGAUUAUGCACUCA